Knipowitschia caucasica is the source of this 1953-nucleotide messenger RNA. NCBI's taxonomy places the organism in Eukaryota, Metazoa, Chordata, Actinopteri, Gobiiformes, Gobiidae. The record is from the annotation of a GenBank genome assembly.
AUGGAGCCACGAGGAUCUGGCCCCGGGUCUAAACCCAGACCUGGACCUGGACCUGGACCUGGACCUGGACCUGGACCUGCUCCCAGCUCUGUUUCUCUGAAAAGUGACUGGUCCAAAGAUCCUCCUCUAAACUUCAGAGAAGAUGGUCCUGAAGAUCAGAGGGAUCCAGGUCCAAAGGAGCCGCUGGACGCCAUCUUGAGGCGUCUGCAGGAGGACGUGGUGACUUUUGUCAAAGAGCAGCUGCAGAGGAUCCAAAGGUUCCUGGCCUCAGAUUACCCAGAAUGCUGUGAGAGUGAGGUUCAGAGCAGAGAGGUUCUGAACAUCGCCCUGGACUUCCUGAGGAGGAUGAAGCAGGAUGAGCUGGUCCAGCGCCUGCAGAGCAGAAGCACUGUUGGAGUUUGUAGAGAUGAACUGAAGAAGCAGCUGCAGCAGAAGUUCAGCCGUGUGUUUGAGGGCGUGGCUAAAGCAGGAGACUCCGCCCCCCUGACCCAGAUCUACACAGAGCUCUACAUCACAGAGGGCGGGGCCUCAGAGGUCAACCAGGAACAUGAGACCUUCUACAACUCUGGACACAACCUGCUGAAGACACCACAGUCCUCUGAGAACCUGCUGAAGACACCACAGUCCUCUGAGAACCUGCUGAAGACACCACAGUCCUCUGAGAACCUGCUGAAGACACAAGAGCCCUCUGAGAACCUGCUGAAGAAACCACAGUCCUCUGAGAACCUGCUGAAGACACCACAGUCCUCUGAGAACCUGCUGAAGACACCACAGUCCUCUGAGAACCUGCUGAAGACACAAGAGCCCUCUGAGAACCUGCUGAAGAAACCACAGUCCUCUGAGAACCUGCUGAAGACACCACAGUCCCCUGAGAACCUGCUGAAGACACCACAGUCGUCUGAGAACCUGCUGAAGACACCACAGUCGUCUGAGAACCUGCUGAAGACACCACAGUCCUCUGAGAACCUGCUGAAGAAACCACAGUCCUCUGAGAACCUGCUGAAGACAUCACAGUCCUCUGAGAACCUGCUGAAGACACCACAGUCCUCUGAGAACCUGCUGAAGACACCACAGUCCUCUGAGAACCUGCUGAAGACACCACAGUCCUUUGAGAACCUGCUGAAGACACCACAGUCCUCUGAGAACCUGCUGAAGACACCACAGUCCUCUGAGAACCUGCUGAAGACACCACAGUCCUCUGAGAACCUGCUGGAGGUCGAACAAACCUCUUUCUUCAAACAGCUGUUUAAAAAGAAUAACUUGAACUCAGACCUGCAGGACUUUGACCUGAGGAAAUACCAGGCCUCAGAGAGAGCUCUCCUGGGUCUGCUGCCGGUGGUCAGAGCCUCCACCAAAGCCCUGUUGAGGGAGUGUGGACUGUCCCCUCACAGCUGUGGUCCGCUGGCCUCAGUCCUCAGCUCCUCCAGUCUCACACACCUGGAUCUGAGUAACAACGACCUCCAGGACUCAGGAGUGGAGCUGCUGUGUUCUGGACUGAAGAGCGCCCCCUGUGGACUGCACACUCUCAUGCUGUCUGGAUGUCUGAUCUCAGAGAGGGGCGGGGCUGCUCUGGCCUCAGCUCUAAGCCCCGCCCCCUCCCAUCUGAGAGAGUUGGACCUGAGCUACAACCAUCCAGGAGGUUCAUCAGAGCUGCUGAAGGCUCUACAGGACGACCCACACUGCCCCCUGCAGGAACUCAGGUUGGAUCCUGCUGGAGAACAGUGGAUGGUUCCAGGUCUGAGGAAGUAUUCCUGUCGAGUGUCUGUGUUCCUGGACUCUGAGGCUGGAUCUCUGUCCUUCUAUCAGGUCCGCUCUGAUGGAGAACUGUUCCACCUCCACACCGUCACCUCCUCCUUCUCUGAGCCUGUGUUUCCUGGGUUUGGACUUGGGUCUGAAGGUUCCUCUGUGUCUGUGGUGGAUCUGAGGAGAGCGCCCCCUGCUGGACCUCAGUGA